AUGGAGCAGUGGAAAGAAGAGGUGAAUAACAAGAUGAAUAAGCUUCUGGACCUAAUGACAAACAAGGGUAAGACUAUGCAACCACAAAAUGUUGAGGAGGAGUUAGACCCUGCCUAUCCUCUAGGAUUCACCUCGUUACACGGGCAAACCUCAACACAACCCCCAGUUGCCACAAAAAAUACCCCACCAAAUAGUGCUUCAUUCAUUCCUACCGCACCAACACUAGGAGUCCCAGCAGUAGUUAUACCCCCGAUUAUGAUGAUAGAUGUGGGGGCAAAUAGAAUCACAACUGAGUGUCGCUGUGAUGUACUUGAAGAAUGGUUAAGGGCCAUCGAAGGGUCCAAUUCAUUUGGUCUCGUUGAUCCGACAAACCUUUACUUGGGUUGGAAGGUCACUCUGCCGUCAAAAUUUAAGAUGCCAGACUUUGAAAAGUACGACGGAACCGGGUGUCCUCAUGACCACUUACUGACGUAUUGUCAAGCGAUGACAGCAUACUCAGAUGAUGAAAAUCUAAUGAUGCACUGCUUUCAAAGCAGUUUGACUGGGUCUGCUAUCUGUUGGUACAUUCAGCAAGAUAAGGCUCGGGUCCAUACAUGGAAGGACUUGGCCCACGCCUUUGUCACUCAUUACCGCCACGUGAUGGAGAUGGCACCUGACUGCAUGACUCUGCAAGAAAUGGAAAAGAAACCUACUGAAACGUUCAGGGAAUAUGCUUACAGGUGGAGGGAUAUGGCGAUCUAG
Molecule: messenger RNA, 741 nt
Organism: Malania oleifera
Lineage: Eukaryota; Viridiplantae; Streptophyta; Magnoliopsida; Santalales; Ximeniaceae
Exons: 1
Coding region: 1-741 (246 amino acids)
Source: RefSeq, a predicted model, not a curated record